GCCCUAGUAAUAAUAUGACCUCCAAUAUUGUAUUCAAUAAUGAAUUUCUCUGUAGUUAAUGAACAGAAUGGAAUUUCCAAGAGACAGCCUAAGAUAUUUUACCUACCGUUGAUAACCCACAAACUACAGUUAUCAACAAGUUAUACCACCAUACGAAUAUUUAUGACCUACCUAUCCAUUUUGAUCAAGAAAACGACUUAAUAAAAGGAACAACACAAAAAUAUGCAUAGCUUCCACGGCAAGUUUUCCAUUCAAGAUCGAUGAAGCGUAGACGAACAAGAUGGAUUCAAUAAAGCCGCGUUGUUGUUGUUCUUCGUCUUCCUCUCCGUCUCCAAGAUUUUCUACUGCUCGCUCUAAGGAGGAGGAACCAGCGGAUUGUUACUAUAAGGCUGCGGAAUUUUGUUGCAGCGGUUGUUUAUUCUGUGUUUCGUGUCCGCUCUGUGUUGUUUGGUGCUGUGUUAAGCUGCCCUGCAAGAUUGGGUGGAAGGCUGCGAAGAAAUUUGGGGAUUGGAUCUGUUGCGGAUCGGAGAAGAAAGUUUUUGCGUCUUAUUCGUCGUUUUCGGAUAUUGAUUCGGAUAGUUUGCCGGAUAAGUUAGGUCAAUUGGAUGCAAGUUCUGGAAAAACUAGGGUUAUGCUCAAUAGUUCUGGAAAAACUAGUAGAAGGUUUCAAUGUGGAAGGUGAUUUAUCUUGUGCAAGCUGUUUUUUGUGAGUUGUCCUUAAUUGCAAAUAUUUAAUUUUAAUUUAGAUUCUAAUUCUGCUAAA
Molecule: messenger RNA, 763 nt
Organism: Mercurialis annua (annual mercury)
Lineage: Eukaryota; Viridiplantae; Streptophyta; Magnoliopsida; Malpighiales; Euphorbiaceae
Exons: 1
Coding region: 281-682 (133 amino acids)
Source: RefSeq, a predicted model, not a curated record